This is a messenger RNA of Macrosiphum euphorbiae (potato aphid), 663 nucleotides long. The record is from the annotation of a GenBank genome assembly. Lineage: Eukaryota; Metazoa; Arthropoda; Insecta; Hemiptera; Aphididae.
AUGGAUGCCUUACAUAAUUCAUCGAGUGAAAGUGAUCCAAAACAAGUUCUGACAUCCAAAGAAUGUGAACCAACCAAUUUUAGAAAUAACUCUCACUCUGUCAGAAUACUAGAAGAUUUGCAAUCUCUACGCAAAAAUGAAGUAUUAUGUGAUAUUAGAUUUGAAACAGACGAUGGAUGUACAACGUUUGGCCAUAAAAAUGUUUUAAUGGCAGCUAGUCCAUAUUUCCGUGCAAUGUUCAAAACGCGGAAAAUUGGAAAAACCGGCAACAACACCGUCAAUAUAAGAAAAUUAGAUUCCACUGUCUUACAACUAUUAUUAGAUUAUAUUUAUACCGGUGAAAUUAUCGUCACAAAAGAAAAUGUACAGGUCUUGUUACCAGCCGCAAGUCUCUUACAAUUAGAUUUUGUAAAUGACUCGUGUGUUGAGUUUUUACAAAAACAACUGGAUCCAUUAAAUUGUAUUGAUAUCAGAGCGUUUGCUGACUUACAGAACUGUACGGAAUUGUUAUCAAGUUGUGAAGCGUUCAUUAAAAAACAUUUUUUAGAAGUGGUUAAAAGUGAUGAUUUUCUAUCUUUAUCUUCUGAUGAUGUGGUAAAGAUUAUCUCCUGUGAUGAUCUUGCUGUUCCAUAUGAAGAAAAAGUAAAUAAACUGCAAUAUUAG